Molecule: messenger RNA, 946 nt
Organism: Enterobius vermicularis (human pinworm)
Lineage: Eukaryota; Metazoa; Nematoda; Chromadorea; Rhabditida; Oxyuridae
Source: the annotation of a GenBank genome assembly
GAAAGGUCGUGCAUACCGUCAUGGAUCUGAUGCCCACAGAAAUCCUCUCCAGUAUUUUGCUCUCUUUGAAAGGCUCGGAUCGCUUAAGAGCUUCAUUUACAUGUCGGCGUUGGUUAGCUUUAAUGUCAAGUUCGCUACCGCGGUCCAUUCAGCUAUGUGUUUAUUUGGACCCAACAUCUUGCCAUGCGCACCUUUCUCAUUCUUUGGAUAUGGAAACUACUAUUACUAUCUGCAUUUGUGAGGAACAUGUUAGGACACAUGCAGUCCUUCUGAGCUAUUUGUUCAGUUGCAUAGCAAAUGAUAUUCGCUCUCUUGUUAUUGACGAUGACCUGAUAGUCAGGGAGAAAGUUCCAGAAAAGUUAACCGAUGGUGUAUUUCAUUGUGUUUUAUUAGAAGCACCGACUAAGAUAGAACACUUAAUAAUUCGAGGAGUUGAUCUGUCGUCAGUACGAGCCUGGACUUUUGGACUUUUGGCUAAAUUUGAUGGUUUGAAGGAGUUUUCUCUGAUUGACUGUAAUCUUCCAAGCUCGGAGUCACUGCUGCUUCGCGUUAUGGCGCAUUCUUACGAAACUUUAGUUUCAGUUUCAGUUACUAAUUCUGACCAGAUUACUGAUAAAUUUGGGUCGGUAAUUGCACGACGAUGUCCUCUAAUUGACAAAGUUGACCUUAGCCGCUGCAAGAAUGUUACUGCGUUAACGAUGGUUGCAUUUUGUGAGACAGCUAGUUACAGGACUACAGAAAUGGUUUUCAUUGGUUUAUGUGGCACUAGUUUUGACUACAAAAAGCUGCAGUCUUACCUCGAGUCACCACUCAUGAUUGGCGGGUCAUCUUGGAAAGUAUCAAGCAUGAAACUGCAAAUAGGAUACGAACGAAAUACUGUUUGCCUCGAAAACAAGCUGCAACGAAAUUUAUUAAUUUUAGCUUUUCCGAUUUAUGAUUUGUAACC